AUGAAGCUUUACUUGAAAACUAUUACUGGAAAAUGUGUCGAACUUGACGUGGAAGAGAAUGAGUCAGUGGCUCGGGUAAAGGAAAUAUUUUCCGAGAGGGAAAGAGUUCCCCCAGACCAAUGCCGUCUAGUAUAUGCGGGCAAACAUCUCGACGAUGGCUUCACCUUGGAUCGCUACAGCAUCCGGCCUGAGUCAACUAUUCACGUUAUCUUGCGGCUGCGAGCUCAAGACAACACUCGGAGCUUUCCAACGUCCGAGGUCCCGUAUCCGUACCCUUCAGAGGCAGAAAGAAUCAUUUCCUAUUGGAACGAUUUGGCUGCUAGAGACGGUUUCGAUGCGGACACACAUAUCGUUGACCCGCAGGCGCACUACAUCGCUCUGGAGUCGCUUCAGAGGAAAGUCAAGACCUCUUCAGCUCUGUAUCGGAAAACUGGAAUAUCCUGGAAAACUCCCGAACCAGAGGAUGUAAUGCUUCGGCUUCUUGAGAUCACAGCACCUGAAUGGAUGCACAACCUUCUACUGGAUGCUGGGGGUGGUGUGGACGUUGUUGAUAGUGAAGCUGUCCUCUGUCUGUUGCAUUCCUACGUAAUUGUCAAGUCCGUUGUGGACACUUUUGACUUUCUAGUCGCUCGGAAGUUUUGCCACGAGUUCUUUAGCAUCCUUAUUCAGAGGGACACGAGAUAUAUCGCCGAGAUCGUCAAGAUUCCGAGGACUGCGCUCGGCAGCAUUGCCUCCACGCUGUUGACAGCACUUGCGAAUGCUCGGUAUGAAACCAGAGAUAGCACUGCUGAGGUGGUCAAGCGUGCGACAGACCAAUUCAUGGAUCUGAUCGGCCAUGAGCCUCCUUCAUCGGAUCCUAUAGAAACAUCCCGCACUAUGGCAUACUUAUUGGACGUUGGCCUGGUCAGCUACGCUGGAUCGCACGCAUCCAGAAAUGACUUCGAGGAUUUCGAGGCUGAAAUCGCGGAUCUCAGUUGCAACAAGGAUGGUUGUUUUCGAUUCCAGUGCAAGAUGCAGAGCCUAGCCUGCUUGAACGGAUUUCUAGAUGCGCGGGAGGUUUGGGUCUUUGAGAUACAAAAUAGAAGGGCCCCACCUCAACAGCAACAACGGCAGGGCGGAGCCAAAGAGCCUCUAUCGAUCCUGACGACGAUAGAUGCACUCUCUGAUAUUUGGGGACCCGUCUAUGCUGAGGCUAUUCACCAAGGCUCAUCAGCCGAAAAGCCGUACCGCAUUAGGAAGUACAACGUCUCCAAAGGAUGCAUCCGACCUCUACCUAGGCAACCUAUCUCCUCAGAUGGAUAUGUCCAAUGCCAUUGGUACAGCUGGGCAGAGGAGCAGCGACGACGUUUCUCUAACCUUUUUUCCGGGCGCUCCAAGGAUCCAACGAUGUCACUAGACGAUAAGCUUCUGAUUGGUACAGAGAUGACAGAGAAGCCAGAUUGCACAUUCAACAUGACAGAGUAUGAAAUGAAUUAUGGCAAUGCUAUAUACGCGGCUGGGCCGAAGCCUUCGACAUGGAGGUUUGAUGGUGUAGCAGUGUCUCUAGAAUUAGCAGCGCCGAAAUUCGCAAUGCUCCAGAUCAAAGGCAAGGCGAAAAGAGUCCCGGAAACAACAAUCAAGGAGCAUGCUUGGCAAAAAUGGAGCUCAAAGCCUGAGUCUGCGAACCCUGGCAUCCUGAAUAACUACUUUGGCGUCGAGAUUAGCAACUGUACCGGAAAUGCCAGGAGAGUGUCCCUGAAACAGAUACUCCUUAUGAAUCCAAUACAAGAGCUGCUUGAGCGCCAGAUCCCUGGGUGGCAGGCAACAAGCUGGGGGAGGGAUUUUAAGAAAGCACUCCAGACGGAGUCUGAAACAGCAGUCUUCAGCUUUUGGAGACAGCAUGUCGCUCAUCGGGCGCUUGUGGGACGCCUCAUAUCUUCCGUCCUGGAUGUGCUUGACGGCACUGGAUGCAACAAAUCAGGAUUUCAGGCGGCGUUCCUGCACCAGGACAAUGAAAGCAUUAUUAACAUUGAUCCCAGGGACAAUGACUGGGCCGAUUUGCUUAAGGACUCAUAUCUCACUGCGACGUACGCGAUUGUCAAUGAGAUAUGCCUCGAAUAUAAACUCCCGGAUCAUAGUGCUUCGAUAUGCAACGAUGGACGACGGUACUCAGUCUUACAAACCAAAAUUGGCAUGGAGACAGAGGCAGGUCUUACCAGGCGUUUCAAGAUCGAUCCGCAUGGUUUAUCGUUGAAGAGGAUUAACCCUGAAGCCGCUGAGCUGCCUUUUCUCCUGACACGCGAAUCGACGGUCACAACCAUGGUUCACCUCGGCACACGAACGCACCGCGCGAAGGAACUGUUGAACCAACAAUCGCACGAUCGUAAAAAGCACCAUCAGGUAAUACUACGCGCAUCGCGGGAGAGCUUUGGCGGGAUGCCAUAUCCACGCCAGCGUGGUUUGACAAAGAUAGACGAGGACCCUAUGGAUAUAGACGUACAAGCCGAGGACUUCAACCAAGAGUUGACGGAAGAGGCCCUUUCACAGCUGGAGAUUGAGGCCAUGAUCAUAGAUAGCCUGAUGACGAGGGACGUUGUGGAGGACGAGCAGAAAGCUCGCUGUUGA
This is a messenger RNA of Clonostachys rhizophaga, 2604 nucleotides long. Lineage: Eukaryota; Fungi; Ascomycota; Sordariomycetes; Hypocreales; Bionectriaceae. The record is from the annotation of a GenBank genome assembly.